This is a messenger RNA of Seriola dumerili (greater amberjack), 837 nucleotides long. RefSeq lists its product as uncharacterized. NCBI's taxonomy places the organism in Eukaryota, Metazoa, Chordata, Actinopteri, Carangiformes, Carangidae. The transcript has 3 exons. The record is from RefSeq and is a predicted model, not a curated record. The coding region runs from base 157 to 837 and encodes 226 amino acids.
UUUUUUUUUCCCCUGACAUGAAGAAGGAAACCGAGUGAGUAUUUGCUCUCUGUGCUUGUGAAUAGUGGUCCCGAAAACCUUUUGAGUCGUUUCGCUUGACUGAGAAAGUGGAAGUGGCAGAAUUUAGCUGUGAAAAAUUACUGGAGUUAGGUUACCAUGUGGCGUUGUUGGAUGCCCUUCAUCUUGGCCUGGGUAUCCAUGGCAACCCCAACGCUCUGCCAAAGUGGGGAUGGUGAUUGGGGUUCAGGCUUUGACAUUUAUUCAACCAUAAUGGCCACCAAUGACACAUCGCAAGCAGCUGGUGAUGAGCCUGCAAGGUUGAAAAACAACCAUGACUGGAUCACAUCAGCAACAUUUUCACCAUCACCCUCACCUACGCUGCACUAUGAGCCCCAACCGGACAAGUGCUCGGUCCACUUCAGCACUAACACUGCUUCAGCACGGAGGCUUAAGGCCCAGAAAGAGGAGCUGGCUUAUCUGCAGGCCAUCCAGCAUGGAAACAAGGCAGUGAUGGAGAACUUGGUGCAGUUUGUGGAGGCAGAGCUGGGAGAACAGCGUUAUGAGGAUGUGAUCAAGGAAAAUGUCAUCGGCAUCCAUGAGGACCACAAGAGCUGCCACGAGGUGGUAGAGAAAGCUGAAGAAGAUCUAGAGAAGCAGCUGGAGGGAGACGUGUUGGACGCCAUUUCUGGGAUGCAGAAAAUCAGAGAGGAGUCCUUGGCUUUUGAAGAGAUGCUUCGUGCUGCAGCAGACAUUGCCAACAGACUAGAGAGCUCAUCACAGGCCCUGCAGGCCUCAUUCACCAAGCAGCUGAAAGACAUAAUCAAAAUCCAUCACUAA